Messenger RNA from Fulvia fulva, 1239 nucleotides. RefSeq lists its product as uncharacterized. The transcript has 5 exons. NCBI's taxonomy places the organism in Eukaryota, Fungi, Ascomycota, Dothideomycetes, Mycosphaerellales, Mycosphaerellaceae. Bases 1 to 1239 code for a protein of 412 amino acids. The record is from RefSeq and is a predicted model, not a curated record.
AUGUCUGUAGCGAAGACGACGAUGCGCUCGGCGGCAACGAAUUUUGUCCAAAGCCCCUAUUCUCAAUCCGACAACGCCGGUUCUACGGGCAUCGGUGUCCAUUCGAACCCGGAUGAGCCUGUGAUCGAAGAAGUGGACGGACUUAGACUGUUCACGCCGAUGAAGACAAUUGGCGCAAGCUCCAUCGAGCAUCGAGCUCGCCGAUAUGAUUACAAGCCACCUGCCCUCCGCUUACCCGCUCUACUGUCGUGUCUCGCAAAUACCUUCGCUCUUCUCGGGCUGCUCCAGUAUGCAACCUUACAACUACCGCAGAAGGAUCGAUUUGACAUUCCGUGGCGGGAUCAAGCGACCGCACAACCCCAGAGAUCUGCAGUCCUAAGGCGUCAGGCUACCUACUCGACGACGAAUCUACCUACGGCUACGCCUACGACUGCAGCCGUGGCCAUCACAAGUUUAGUGGCAAGUCAAACGACAACGAGUGGGCCUAGUGCUCCUACCCAGACCUUUGGAGUGGCACCGAAGUCAAACUAUGUUGAUCCUGACAAGACAGUCACAGUCGAGGAUGGCUUCGGUGACAUACCUCAGGACGAUGUCGAAACUGGCACAUACGGAGGGCAGACUGCAGACAGAUCAAAUUAUGUCGCCACAAGGACCACCGUCACAGAGGCCGAUGCUACCAGCAGUGCUACCAGCAGGACAGCCUACGUCUCUGAUGGAACGCGGGUCGCAAUAGCGACCAAUAGCGGCGAAACGUAUAUGCCUGAAGUCACAACGAUAGCCACCUCCGCGGCCACUGUAGUAGAGAUGCCGACCACUGUUACGUUUGUGUCAACGCCUCCUGGCCAGACGGUCGCUCAAACAUUCACCAUCGCGACAUCGAUCGACAGCACGAUUUACAAUUUCUUCGAUAUCACAUCGACGCUCUCACCAGCCAUGCCAUCGGAUCAGCCAGUGCGACCACAGAAGGAUAAACAUCAACCAGGCAAGCCCAACGAUGUUGGUACCAGCACCUACACAUGGACGCCAAUGGAUGUGUUCAUCAGCAGAUAUCUUGGAGUUCUGUUGGCUGUCACUUAUCGCAUGUUGCUAACGAUGAUUGACAACGCCUCACUUCUGGUGGAGCCUUUUCGUCAGCUCGCUGCUGAUGGCUCUGGCGUGCUAGCGGAACGAGCAUUAUUUCACUUCUACCACAAGCAGGCAGUCGACCUUAUUGGAUCCUCUCCAAGCCGUCCUCCAUAG